AUGACUUCCGAGCAGACCUUCAUCGCUGUCAAGCCAGACGGUGUCCAGCGUGGACUCGUCGGUGAGAUCAUCUCCCGCUUCGAGAAGAGAGGCUUCAAGCUCGUGGCCAUCAAGCUCGUCACCGCCUCCAAGGAGCACCUCGAGAAGCACUACGCCGACUUGAGCGACAAGCCCUUCUUCAAGGGUCUCGUCACCUACAUGGCCAGCGGCCCAAUCGCUGCCAUGGUCUGGGAGGGCCGUGAGGUCGUCAAGACCGGCCGCCAGCUCCUCGGCGCCACUAACCCGCUCGCCUCCUCCCCAGGCACCAUCCGUGGCGACUUCGCCAUUGACGUCGGCCGCAACGUCUGCCACGGCUCCGACGCCGUCGAGUCCGCCCAGAAGGAGAUCGCCCUCUGGUUCGACAAGAGCGAGAUCAACAGCUGGAAGCAGGCCAACCACGAGUGGGUCUACGAGAAAUAG
Messenger RNA from Zasmidium cellare ATCC 36951, 459 nucleotides. RefSeq lists its product as uncharacterized. The record is from RefSeq and is a predicted model, not a curated record. Lineage: Eukaryota; Fungi; Ascomycota; Dothideomycetes; Mycosphaerellales; Mycosphaerellaceae. Bases 1 to 459 code for a protein of 152 amino acids. The transcript is spliced from 6 exons. Gene Ontology annotation, molecular function: nucleoside diphosphate kinase activity. Gene Ontology annotation, biological process: CTP biosynthetic process; UTP biosynthetic process; GTP biosynthetic process.